AAUUAAUGUUCACAUAGAAUGUUUACAUAGCACGGUACGAUGAUACUCGUGUGCAAUACAUGCAUGCUAUUCCUAGGUAUCUACAUAGCGGUGCUAUUUUGCUAGGACAUUUGGUCGGCAACAUUCGCGAGAAUGAAAUGUGGGUCAAGCGCAGUGUGAUUCCUCGAUCGAGCAAUACAAUAUUUUCUCAUUACUUCUACGACCACGAGAAGUACUUUUUACCCAUCGAGUUGUGAAUAAUUUCGUCAAUUAAUUUAAUUAAUUCAAUUAAUUGACGUAACUUGUUUCUUCAAGUUCCGAUUAAACGACGAUUGUCAGCGAACGGCUAGGUUUGAACGGCAAUGAUUUCCCUUUCGAACCAUUUGUCGAUCAUUCAAUAAUAUCUUUGAACCGAGUCUUGAAAAUUUCAUUUCCCUUUUGCAACAUGAGGAAACUGUGUCGCGUGACCUAAAUGUCCUCGCUUGCUCUCAACCUGACGCUUUUUCAACCUUUCACUUAUACCUUGUUGGAUGGAACGAGAAAUCCAUCUCUUUUCUGCUUCUAAAUCAGACCAUUGAGGAUCGUUGAAAGAUCGCCGAAAGAUCACCAAAACCGUGAACUUUCAAAGUGCAAUUUGCAGCAAACCGGCAAAAUACGGUUCUCUCCAAAGUCCUCUAUCUCGAAAAAUUGAAGAAUAUUAUUAUAUACAUAAAGUGUUAACGGUGUUUUUUCAUGAAUAAAUUACAAUGAUAAGGUACCUCUCUCCUAUUUCUAAUUCCAAAACAAUUGCAACGAAUCGUUAUUUAUAUUGUUGAAACGUGCUUCGGCAAAAGAACAUACUUAGAAAUAUUUCGAAGAAAUCAUUUUUAAUGGAAAUAAUGAAAGAUAGCAGAGAUCGGUUAAAAUCUCCAUAUAUAUUUUGAUGAAAUUGAUGGGUUUCCUCGUACGCACGCAAGCAGGCAGGCAGGCAGGCAGAUUCAUAUGCAUUUUUGCCAACGUGUGUGUAUUUAUGUACUAUCGCUCAAAUAUUGAUUUAUUUUUCAUACAAAUUAUGUAGACUGUGAAACGAGAUUGAAAAAUAACUUGUUUAUCUUAAUAUUAGCGAUUCCAAGUUUAGCGUUUAAUCAACUUAUGAGCAAUGAAAAUUCUUUAGAAAGAUUUGACCUUAUUGAACGUAUAUGUUUAACGUAUAAAAUGAAAUGAAUAAAAGGAAAAUUUGAAAGAGGAAUACAAAAAUAUGCAAUAAUAGAAAUCAGUGAGUAACCAAUUUUCAAUUGAACAUACGGUUGACCCUAUACAUUUAAGAAACUCUGGAAGAAUUUAUUGGUCCUCAUCGAGAGUACUCUUCUUUGUCCAGCGAUUUCCAUUUCCUCGCAUUGUUCCAAUCGUCGUUCCUUUUCAACGACAGUAAAGAAUUGAAACGAAGGAAGUAGGUAUCGUGUCAGAGAUAUUACCGCAGGACGUAAAGAAAAAAGAGACAAUUACCUCUUACAACAAAGAUGAGAAAGGAAAGGAGGAAACGAAGGACGUUGAAUGUCUCAUUAUUUUCAUAUAGAACGUAUAGAACGUAUAGAACGUAUAGAACGUAUAGAACGUAUAGAACGAAUGCCAAUCGUUCUAUGUCUCUUCUCAAAACGCAACUCCGCCAAUCAUAAAAAAAGAAACGACAUUGAUGAAACAAGAAAAAAAGGAGAAUACUCAGCUCGAUAAAGAAUUCAACAAAAAUUCAUCUAUUUAGGAUUUUUGUUAAAUGUAUGUAGGGAUGGUGGUGAUUGCAUAAGACACUCUCUAAAACCGAUACGGUUGUACUUUUAAAACGAAUCGAAAUAAAAAGCUACGCGUCAGAGUGAUUUCCACACAAUUUGGAAAUACUUUUAGAAGCAUCGUCCUACUGCUACUAUCAUUAAAGCUCUCUCUCUCUCUCUCAGUCUUUCUAAUAAUCUGUGUCAUCUUCGUAUUCCGGUCACAGAUGCAAAGCGUAUCGACGAGUUGUUCAGCUUUUCUCGGCUAAAGCGCAUUCUUCUUGAAGUAGGUUAAGACUAGAAUUAAAUUUUUCCACGGUCGAGACUUUGGGAAAAGAUAUCGAUCUUCUUGCUCUCUCUUCAAAUGAUUUUAUAACCAGAAUUGAUGGCAGGGUUGUGUUCGUUGCGUCGAGGAUCGACGCUCAGUCGAUCCUUCUUGGACGAGCCAUUGCAGCGAGUUUUAAUCUCAUCGAGACUUUAUCAAAAUUUCACCGUUCGAUCUGCCGCGGAUCCCUCGAGCCACGCGGAAACUCACGGAUAGUAGCAGGUGCGCGUCGAAUUUUAACGAGCAACAAAUUCUACGACCUUCGAUCUUUAACGAACGAGUAUUGAAAAGUACGCUUUCGUGCUUACCUUGGAAAGCGCACAAUACGAUCGUUUAGAUAAAUAAAAUGACGCGAUGCGCGGAAGGAGCAACACAACAAGGAUCAGCAGCAGCAGCAGCAGCAGGCGAUUGGCGAGCUCGUCCAAGAUUCGAGAGGAUAAAAAGAUCGAGAGGGGAAAAAUAGAAAAGAUGACCGAGACGAUGUCGGUCUCGGAAGAUUCCGAGGUGGUGGUACCGAGGAGCGAGGACUCGUGCGAGGAUGCCGAAGCACAAGGGAACUUUGGGAUGCCAGGUUGGGAAGCAGCGGUGGCCUCGUUAACCCUCGGAUUCAUCGUUUUAGCAACGGUUCUGGGCAAUUCCUUGGUGAUACUGAGCGUUUUUACCUAUAGGCCCCUGAGAAUAGUCCAAAACUUUUUCAUCGUCUCGCUGGCGGUAGCCGAUUUGGCCUUGGCGAUCCUCGUAAUGCCAUUCAACCUAGCUUACCUUCUCCUAGGCAAAUGGAUUUUCGGUAUACACUUUUGUAAGCUCUGGUUGACCUGCGACGUUCUCUGCUGCACCGCGAGCAUUUUAAAUCUCUGCGCGAUAGCUCUGGACCGUUAUUGGGCUAUUACCGAUCCAAUAAAUUACGCACAAAAGCGUACGCUAAAAAGAGUCCUCGGGACGAUAGCCGGUGUUUGGGUGUUAUCCGGUGCGAUUAGUUCGCCCCCUUUAGCGGGAUGGAACGAUUGGCCGGAGCAAUUGGAGGACGACACGCCCUGUCAAUUGACGAGGAGACAGGGUUACGUUAUUUAUUCGGCACUGGGCUCCUUCUUCAUACCGUUAUUUUUGAUGAGCCUCGUUUAUUUAGAAAUAUUUCUCGCUACGAGAAAAAGAUUGAGGGACCGUGCUAGGCAAAGCAGACUCGGGGCUGUACAAUCGACGAGGCACCGAGAAGCCGACGACGCUGAAUCCGUCAGUUCGGAAACGAAUCACAACGAGAGGUCGACGACAACGCCUAGGACCCACGCUAAGCCCUCGCUGAUCGACCCUGACGAACCAACCGAGGUGACGACAGGUGGUGGUGGUGGUGGUGGUGGUGGUGGUAGUGGUCACGCAGCUGCUACCGGCACUGGCACCGGCACCGGCACCGGAACCAGCACCACCGCUACAACCACCGCUGGCAGUAUAACCGGAAAUUCUCGACGAGCUGCUUCCGGUAGCGGUCAUCACCAAAAUCCUCCGACCACUACAACGGUUUAUCAAUUCAUCGAGGAACGUCAGAGAAUCUCUCUUUCGAAGGAGAGACGAGCGGCAAGAACGCUUGGCGUCAUCAUGGGCGUAUUCGUAGUUUGUUGGCUACCUUUUUUCCUCAUGUAUGUCAUCGUUCCCUUUUGCCCGGCUUGCUGUCCUUCCAUCAGGCUUUCCUAUAUCAUCACGUGGCUGGGUUACCUCAAUAGUGCCCUUAAUCCCCUCAUCUAUACAAUAUUCAAUCUUGACUACAGGCGAGCUUUCCGAAAGCUCCUUCGCAUUCGCUGAUCCCCUUUCCUUUCAAAACUAUUUACUUUUCUUCUUUCUUCUUUUUUUUCUAGCAAAAUUAAAACCGACCAAGCGAUAUCGAGGGCUAACGAGUUUAAUCCUAGUCCUAUCAAAUCAAAAAUUUUUUUUUACAAUGAACAUUUCGAAUAACGAGAAACUAAAUGAAAUAAAACUGCAUUUCUUCGUUGUUAGUUCCUCCUCUAUACAUAAUGAGUUUCAAUAUUUUUCAAUGAAUUUUGCAUAGAUUCAAAAUGCGAUCCUUUCUCGUUUGGCUUGACAUUUGUUCGACUUGCGUACAAUCUUCAUCGUGAAAGAGAAAGAGAAAGAGAGAGAGAGAGAGAGAGAGAGAGAGAGAGAGAGAGAGAGAUUUAUUUUUACUUAUUUUAAUCGUAGGGGUAGACGUUUUUAUUACAAUUUCCUAUAGAUGGAAAUAUCUUUCGUGUUAAAUCGUUAAUCCGUUUUUCAACUAAAAUACGAAACAAGGAUAAUCGAAUAAUCGGAUCAUGCCCGUUUCGAUCAUUUCUUUUUAUUCUCCUAUCAAAACUUAACAUCGAAAGUCCAUCGACCAUGAUAUCGGUCUAAUGAAAGCAAACGGGGUAGGGGGAGGGGGAGUAACAAGAACAGUAGUGCUUCAAAUUUCAUUCUUGUUCAUUCGUAUUUAACGAAUAAUCGCGUAUUUAGUUCAUCAAUGAUUUUCUAUUAUUUUCAAUUAUAUCAAAGAAUAUUUUUCUAUAACGCGAAUGUGAUCACGAUUAAUAAUUAACCCAUUUAUUGAUCAAUUUUUAAGCUAGAGACAAUUGAAUUUGUUUAAAAAGUUUAACUCUCUCUCUCUCUCUCUCUCUCUCUCUCUCUUUCUCUCUCUCAUUACAGACAUGAAGAACAUUCGUGAAAAGGGAAGAAGUAUAAUCGUACAUGUACGUACGAGUGAGAUAUUUCGCGAAAACACUCGUUAGUUUCUGCAAUAGUUUCUCGGUUGGAAAUUCAAACAACUUCAUAUGCAUAAGUACGUAUGUACGUGUACAUUAUUAUGUGGUAGAGAAACAAGGAAUGAUGGAUGCUUCUAGACGAUUUUUUCGCGAGAAAAAAACCAAAUUGCCGUAUCGAUUUAUGCAAAAUUCGUUUGGAAAUGGACAAAACUUGCGUGUAAAGAUAAUUUGACGUAAAAUUGACGACUUGUUCAAAAAAUCAUUUGAAACUCGAGUAUAAUCUAGAUAGGUAGAUAAAGGUUUAACAAUGUUGUAGUACGCAAUACGACGAGUACGUUUGGAUAAAGGAAGUAUUCGCGAUCGGUGAAAAUACGCCUUUUUAAAUAGUACCAACAAAUGAAAAAGAGAUUUUCAUCUUAAAACAUAGAAACGUUGGAACGUAGUAGAAUCGUUCCUUUAUUUCUGCGUCCAAGAAGAGAAUAGUUCUCUUGGGGAAUGUUGAGAAAAUGACGAAAGGAAGAAAGGAAGGAAGAAAGGAAGGAAGGAUUCUCAGGGAAAUCGAUUUCGAGAGAACAGAAGAAAAGAGAAGAGAAGAGAAGAGAAGAGAAGAGAAGAGAUUUUCCAGUAGGACGAUUUCGUUGACUUUUAGUAGCUUUCUUAUCAAACAAAGUAGGAUUAAACGAACAAAAAUAAGAACGUCUCGUUCCGAUGGAUUUUAUCGUCUAUUGCAUACUCCGUUUCAUUUUUUGUUCCCUUUGACGAAGAAUCAACAAAUCAAACGAAUUAACCUUUUUGAUAAUAGAGACCAAAAAAAAGAAACUCCUUUUUUUUCUUCUUUUUCUCUAACUCGUUCUUGUUAAAUGGAACGUUAAUUCGAUAUUCGUAUUUAAUUAUUCGCUUUAAGCUGGCCAGAUCGAUCAUAAUGAAAUAUUAACGAGAAACUGUGGGAGACGUUUGGUACGAUCAAACAGUACGAUCGUGACAAUUUAUUCAACCAAUGGGACACUCCAGUCGAUUUGUCCUGUCGAAAUUAGGAACAAGAAGGAGAACGGUUUUUUUUUUAUCAAUCACAUAUUAUACAGUUUAUUUAGUCAACAAAUCGAUUAUUCGCAUUAUUCGCGUAUUACAAGAUAAAUCAUAUAAUUAAACAUUUUUUUCAAUUUAUAAUUAAGUCCACUGUCAUAAUUAUCGUGUGUAACAAUUAACGUGAACCUUUUAAAGCCACGCGUUUAAAGUUUUCUUCUUCGCUGUCAAAAUGGAAGAAUAGAAAAUACUUUUAAUUCGUAUUACUUACUUAGCUGGCUUAUUAUUCUCUCUUUCUUUUUUUUUCUUUUUUUUUCUUUUUCUAUUUAACGUUAUCUACGCGUUGCAUUAGCUCAAAGAUAAUUUACAAAAGAAAUGAAAAGAACAAAUGUAAUUAAACUCGUAGUCGAUUUCGACGAAUAUCCUUCUCUUUCCCCAAGAGUACAAUCAUCUUUUUAUCAUCAAAAGGAAAAGAUAAUCGAUCGAAUAUAAGUUUCGUUAAUAUUUAGCCACAAUAGGAAAAGUCCUGUGUAUUUUAGAUAAAACCUAACGAUAGAAGGUAUAUUAUAUAUUUAUCGUUCGUAAAACACGAUUAUGGUUGUGAGUAUCGAUAUAACUAAAACUGCAAUUCAAAGUUUUGAAUUAAAAGCGAAAUGAAAGAAAGAAAAAAAAGAUAAAAAAAAAAAAGAAAGAAAAUACGUCACGAAAGACGACCAAUGCUUCAAAAAUACAAACAGAUUUACUAAGUAAAACGAAGGUAAAGAUUCAAAGGUUGUGCUAUUAGCCUGUAAUACGACAUACGUAACAUAUAAGAGAUUAUUUAUGAAAAUUGUUUUCGGUCUUGUAUACAUAACACGAAUACAUAAAUACAUACAUACAAAUAUACACGUCGUACACAAAUGUAUAAAAAAAAAAAAAAGAAACGUAAGUAAAAGCGCAUUAAAAAUGUGCGAAAAGAGGCGUGGUACACCACUACUCCAUUAUCUCGUCGCGCGUGUCAUUGUUAAAAAAUAAUUUGUCGAAUCGUAUUGAUCACCCGAAUGAGCACAGCACAGGAGUGUGCAUUUAUUCAAGACAAAAAAUCAACUACUAUAAACAAUUUUGAAUCUUCUUCGUUAUACAUUAUCAUAUAGAUUUAAUAAUAAAAUAAUAAUAAUAAUAAGAAUAAUAAGAUGAAAGAAAAUGCAUAAAAAGUGACGCAAGCAACUCUUGCCACGAGUCAUUUGUGUCUACGGGUGUACGUAUAUUCAUUUGUCCAAAAAGAGAAAAAUAUGUAAGUAAGAAAGUACGAGAGUACUUUUCUCUCGUUUCGAGGAUUCCUUGAGAAUUUGACUCGACGUAAAAGCGAAAUACACGUGUAUAUGCAUAGGAAAAUAAGAACGUAUGUUGUGUAUCAUGCGACUAUAAAAAAAAAAAAAAAGAAUAAGAUCGAAUUACGAAGAGAACAGGAGAGGAUAAUAUAUGAUGUAGAGAGAAAGAACAAAAAAAAAAAUGAAGCAAAAAAAAAAA
Molecule: messenger RNA, 7298 nt
Organism: Polistes dominula (European paper wasp)
Lineage: Eukaryota; Metazoa; Arthropoda; Insecta; Hymenoptera; Vespidae
Gene: Oct-TyrR
Product: Octopamine-Tyramine receptor
Biological process (GO): G protein-coupled receptor signaling pathway
Cellular component (GO): plasma membrane
Molecular function (GO): octopamine receptor activity
Source: RefSeq, a predicted model, not a curated record